Molecule: messenger RNA, 1561 nt
Organism: Stegodyphus dumicola
Lineage: Eukaryota; Metazoa; Arthropoda; Arachnida; Araneae; Eresidae
Gene: Fuca
Product: alpha-L-fucosidase
Biological process (GO): fucose metabolic process; glycoside catabolic process
Cellular component (GO): lysosome
Molecular function (GO): alpha-L-fucosidase activity
Source: RefSeq, a predicted model, not a curated record
UUCAGUCAAAAUUGAAACGCCUCUGGCAGUUUCAAUUACUGCUUUCAUGUUACUAUAAUGUCUCGAAUUUUGACCUUUCUAUUCGUGUUGGUUGGUUUGUUAUUCGCCGGAAUUCACUGUGAUUAUGAUCCAGACUGGAAGUCUCUAGAUUCAAGACCAUUACCGAGUUGGUUUGACGAUGCAAAAGUUGGAAUUUUCAUCCACUGGGGGCUAUUUUCGGUUCCCAGUUUUGGCUCAGAAUGGUUUUGGUCUUACUGGAAGAGUGGAAUCAAAAGCUACGAGGAUUUUAUGAAGCAAAAUUAUAAGCCUGGAUUUAGCUACCAAGAGUUCGCACCCAUGUUUACUGCCGAAUUUUACAAUCCUAGUCAAUGGGUGGAUAUAUUCAAAGCUUCUGGAGCUAAGUACGUAGUUUUGACUAGCAAACAUCAUGAAGGUUUUACUCUUUGGCCUUCGAAAGUGUCAUGGAAUUGGAAUGCCAAAGACAUAGGUCCGAAACGAGAUCUCUUAGGCGACCUAGCUGAAGCUAUCAGGAAUAAAACUGACAUACACUUUGGAGUCUACCAUUCUAUGUACGAAUGGUUCCAUCCGCUGUACUUGUUGGACAAGAGUAACAAGUUCAAGACCCAGCAUUUUGUUUUCGGAAAAACUUUGCCAGAAUUAAUUGAACUUGUUACGGAAUAUAAGCCAGACGUUAUCUGGUCUGAUGGAGACUGGGAAGCUCCUGAUACUUACUGGAAUAGUACAGAAUUCUUAGCCUGGCUCUACAAUGAAAGUCCUGUUAAAGAUACUGUAGUUGUAAAUGACAGAUGGGGCAGCGGAAUUCCUUGCAAUCACGGUGGAUAUUACACUUGUACCGAUCGCUACAAUCCGAAAACGCUCCAGAAACACAAGUUUGAGAAUGCUAUGACCUUGGAUAAGAACUCGUGGGGCUACCGAAGAAACAUUGCACUGAGUGAUUUCCAUACUAUUGAGGAACUAAUUACAAUUAUGACUGAGACUGUCAGUUGCGGUGGCAAUAUCCUAAUUAAUAUAGGACCUACUCACGAUGGACGCAUCAUACCGAUAUUUGAAGAGAGAUUACGACAGUUGGGAUCAUGGCUUCAAACGAAUGGCGAAGCUAUAUAUGGAACUCGUCCAUGGAAAGCCCAGAAUGAUACGCUAACCCCAGGAGUUUGGUAUACUUCCAAAGGAUCAACUGUAUAUACUAUAGUCUUGAACUGGCCUAAGAAAAGUGUGCUGAAUCUGGGAUCACUGCAGUUAAACAGUGGUGACGAAGUGUCCAUGCUGGGCUAUCCCUCUCCCCUCUCUUUCGAAUCAUCCGGCAAAAUCGUUUCGAUCACUUUCCCAGCAUUAACUCCUGACAUUAUUGCAAGUAAAUGGGCUUGGGUGCUGAAAGUAACGAAACAAAAUUACCGAAGUAAUAACAUCCGUUAAUGUAAAAUGCAAUGCUUACAAAUUUUUAAUUAAUGUAUGAUUGUUGCAAUGUCUGGAGAUAUGUGUUAAAAUUUUGUUAUGUAAAUUUAUCUAAUGAAAAUAAAUUUUCCCUGUAACUAAAUGGUUA